AUGACAACCGACCUAUUUCAGUCACUGCUCUUGUUCCUGAGCGAAACCAUCGACUGGGAAUAUAAAACAAUCUCUGUUCAAUGCCUCAUUCCGGCGUUCGUCGCCACUAAAAUGGUGCACUUAGAGGAAGGCUCAUUAUUCGUGGCCACGCCGGAAGAGUUUGCCAAGGCAGCUGUCAAUACUAUUGGACUAACCAAAAGAACAAGUGGUUGCUUCAAGCAUGAGAUACAGGUCGGUCGCUGUGACUUACAAUAA
Molecule: messenger RNA, 255 nt
Organism: Cooperia oncophora
Lineage: Eukaryota; Metazoa; Nematoda; Chromadorea; Rhabditida; Trichostrongylidae
Source: the annotation of a GenBank genome assembly